AUGGUAAACACGAUCUUGAUACUAUUACUACUCUUGAUACAUUUCAAUCAAGCUUAUAUCAUUCAGCCCCGAUUUGGACAUUCUGCUGUGCUUGUCAAUGACAGCAUCUAUUUUUACGGUGGGGAUUCCUCUGUGAGCUCAGCCAUCAAAAACACUUCAGAAUGGCUAUCCGAACUAUCCAUCUUGCCCAUUCAUUCGCCUUAUUCGCUGACAGAUCCACCAUGGAAACCAGCCUCUGGUCCACAAGACUCUAUUGGAGGACCCUCCGUCUAUUCUCAUAUUGCAUUCAUGGGCGGUACAAACAGUGGUAAUAUGAUUGUCAUUGGAGGUGUGAUGCCGCAAACCGAAAAAUACACGACGGAUGAAGAGCCGACUGCUUACAGCUAUGAUUGUGAUUUGGGUCGAUGGAAUUCGUUCAGCUUACCGAGUGGGAAUCAUUUGAACCGACAAGGGGCCGCAUCCACAACAACAGAACAUGGCAUCGCCUAUAUUUGGGGUGGCAAACGUGCAGUGACAAUCAGUCCUCCUACUACGACGAAUAGCAGCAUCACCAGACCGGCCUUAUCAGCGAGUAUGUAUCGGUUUGACUCUACGUGGCCAGCUAAUUCUGCAGUCAUUACACCUGCUGGCUUGUCUCCGCCUCUGCGGUAUGCGCACACACAGACACUCAUCUCGGAUCAUAAAAUUGUUGUGUUGGGUGGAUUUGAUAGUGCUACUGGUGAGCCUAUUCCCCUGUCUGAUAUCUGGGUGUACGAUAUCAGGCUGUCUGUGUGGAGCCAGAUCAAUGCAAAAUUGGACGCUGAAAAGAAGCCAGGUGCUCGAAGUAGUCAUAGUCAAGUACUGAUGUCAGACGGGUUCUCCAUUCUGGUGUAUGGUGGCUAUGAUGGGUACCAUGUGUAUAAUGAUGUGGCUGUAUUGGACACCAGGACCUGGACAUGGACAGUGAAGAAUACCAAUGCCGCCGUGCAAGGAAGAGCUGAUCAUACAGCAACAUUGGUGGGUUCCAAUAUGAUUGUCGCAUUUGGAUUCACAGGCGUGUCGACUGCACUCACUGUCAUGGCAGACAUCGAAGUGCUGGAUGUCAUCACCUGGAGCUGGACUUCAGUUUACACACCUUCGCCUGGAUACAAUACAGGAGGCAUCGGUACAAAAUCAAACGGCGGGUUAGGAGUAGGAGUAGGAGGAGGAGGAGGAGACGCCAGCUCAACUGGCAACUCAAAUGGACCGAGCUCAUCUGGCAACUCAAAUGGACCGAGUUCACCUUCCAUCGCAAUAGUAGCUGGUGCUGUGACAGGGGGACUCGUUGUGUUCCUAUUAAUAUUGGUAGCAUUGUAUCUAUUAAACAACUACCAUCAAAAGCAGCGCAAUCAGACAAAAGACGGUCGAGCACGGAGAGACGACAACAGCGAGUGCUCCGACACAUCCUCUUCCUAUACGAUAGCACAGACACCACAGCCCCCAUUACAGCCCUCCAGACUACUGCCUCAGCCCAUCAUUUAUCCACACCAUGGCAUCAAAAGUCAAGAAAUGCUAGAAAUCAAAUUUCGCGAUCCACCUUCAUCCACAGAACCCUUUGAAUACUGCCAAAGCACCUCGCGAAGACCUUCCAACCAAGCGGCUCAUCCACUGCAAAUCAAUACGAGCAACUUGCCUACUCGCUCGGAUACCAUUGGCACUGCUACCACUGUUAAUUCCUCUGUAUUACUAGUACCAUCACCCUGGACACCUAUUCAAACCAAAUCUUAUAAAGAGCACGAUCAAGACAUCAUAUCCUCUCCAUCAUCCACUACUACAUUUGGAUUUAAUUUCAACAGCCGUGUUGAGCAUGGUGAUUCAUCCUCCUCCUGCUCAGCAGACUGGGCUAUCCGUAGAGCAGCUAGCACACCUACGCAGCACUAUCAUCAACAUCAUCCAUAUCAACAAGCGCCCUUGCAAUCGAUUGCUAGUAAUAUAAGCAAGCCAGACGAUAAAUUCUACCCUCCUAAUGCAUUGAGAAGAGCAGCUACAGUAAGCGAACUGACGAAAAAGUCGCCGUCCAGUUCCAUGGCUACAUUGAGCAGUGCAUCAGCCAUCCAAAGAAGCUCAUCCCCACAAGAGCCACAACAACCAUCGCAGGCUGACGAUGACGAUGAUGCUCUCUUUGAUAGACAAGAGUUCAUACUUGAGUCAGAUGAAGUAGCCAAAGUGGAGGAGCAAGAGGAGGAGGAGGAGGAAAAAGAACCAAUACCAGAAACGUCAUAG
Messenger RNA from Mucor velutinosus, 2241 nucleotides. It is a transcript of the gene cbp3, whose product is annotated as Serine carboxypeptidase 3. Gene Ontology annotation, molecular function: protein binding. The transcript has 4 exons. Bases 1 to 2241 code for a protein of 746 amino acids. The record is from RefSeq and is a predicted model, not a curated record. Lineage: Eukaryota; Fungi; Mucoromycota; Mucoromycetes; Mucorales; Mucoraceae.